Messenger RNA from Pyrus x bretschneideri (Chinese white pear), 853 nucleotides. Its product is annotated as dehydrin DHN3. The record is from RefSeq and is a predicted model, not a curated record. Lineage: Eukaryota; Viridiplantae; Streptophyta; Magnoliopsida; Rosales; Rosaceae. The transcript is spliced from 2 exons. Gene Ontology annotation, biological process: response to water. Bases 66 to 629 code for a protein of 187 amino acids.
UCCAAACCCAUCAAAUCCCAAACAAAAUUAUCCAAACUUCCAGACUCAAAUUGUGUUUUUGAAAAAUGUCGCAUCUGCAUAAUCAACACGGGGCACAGCCAACCGACGCCUACGGCAACCCGAUCCAGAGAACCGACGAGUACGGGAACCCACUUGGCGGUGCUACUACAGGUGCCACCACCGGAGGAUACGGUGCUCAUGACACAGCCGCUGCGACCACUGGUCACGAUUACGGCAGGAAAGAGCACCAUGGUGUCACUGGUGUGCUCCACCGCUCUGGCAGCUCAAGCUCUAGCUCUUCGGAGGAUGAUGGGCUAGGUGGGAGGAGGAAGAAGGGGUUGAAACAGAAGAUAAAGGAGAAGCUCCCGGGAUCAACCACGACUGAUACAACUUACGGCACCGCUGGCACCACCUACCCAGGAGGGCACCAGCAGGAAAAGGGGGUGAUGGACAAGAUGAAGGACAAGCUGCCGGGUACUGGCCACAAGGAUGACCCCCACUACUCAACCACAACACAUGCUACUACGACCACAACUCCCUACGGCGGUGCCACCUACACGGAGGAGCACCACGAAAAGAAGGGGAUCAUGGACAAGAUCAAAGAGAAGCUUCCCGGCGGAAACCACUAGAGAUUAUAUAUCAUUCCUGUAUUAAUAAAAGCCCUACAGUAUGUAUACAGUGGUUUAGUGUUGUUGAAUCGUAUAAUAAGCUAGCGGAGCCUGGUGCGAGCUUAGCUCUGGUGCGGCUAAUGCACCGUACACUACGCAAUAUCGUUUGUCUUUGUGAUAUAUAACUUUGUCUGUCGUUUAUAUUAAUAUAUUUAGUGCUCGUUCGAGUAACGGUAAUUCCGGUU